Molecule: messenger RNA, 1329 nt
Organism: Drosophila obscura
Lineage: Eukaryota; Metazoa; Arthropoda; Insecta; Diptera; Drosophilidae
Product: protein terminus-like
Exons: 1
Coding region: 4-1329 (441 amino acids)
Source: RefSeq, a predicted model, not a curated record
AAAAUGCCAUUCGACAUCGUGUACGACGACGAGCCCAUUUCGAGCUUUGUGUUCACCAAUGAGGACACAACACAAACAUUCCACCACCGCUGGUAUGCCCAGGGCCAGAUGCACGAGUGUGCCACCUGCUACAGUUGCAUAGACGCCGAUGAGCCGCCUAGCCAGCACUGGGUACGCGGCGGCGAAAACUCGCAGGGCCUGAAGCUGAGCAAGCAACAGCAGGCCGUUCUGGACAUAAUCGAGGCGCGCCAGAUAGAGACCUUCUUCUUGUGCGAUGAGAGCGCCAAGGAUAAGCUGGAUCACUUCAUGGGCGAGACGUGUGCCCGCGGUGUGCCCGAACUGCUGCGCUGGAUGUUCCACAAUGGCACCUUCAGCGUGGAGUUCAAUCUGGCCUGCUACGUGAACGUGAUGAACCAGGUGCUGAUCUUCCAGAGCGGCAACCUCAGGGUGGACCAUCACUAUGACAUUGAAGAGUGUGUCAGUGUGGUGUACGAGAUGCUUAUGCAGCGGAUCGAGAAUUAUCUGAGCUGCAGCAGCGAGUAUGGGCUGGAUGAGUGCAGCAUUACCAGAAUACGGGUGCAGGUGAAGAGACAGCGACAGGAUGUCGAUUCCCCAGCCAUGGAGUCCUCGUUUGCCCUGCCCCUACAGCUGAGGCAGGAAGAAGAGUGCAGUGCUAGUGCCAGCUCCAGUUCCAGCACCAGCGAAGCCGAAUUGACCAGCCUGAAGGCCGCUUACCUGAAGCACUACCGGGAAUGCCUCGGCUACUUUCCGCCCAACAUGCGCGUCAAUCUGCACGGCCUGCAGCAGUGCAAGACCACCAAGGAGCUCUAUGUGGUGCCGUACCACAUCAGCGAGACGCUGCAGCAGCUGCCCAAUAAGAACUUCCUCAUUCUGAACAACAUCAUGGGACAGUUCCAGCGUCUGCACGAGCUGCCCACUCCCAUUAUGGGCUCCGCAUCAGCGUCAUCAGCGCCAUCAACGUCAUCGCCUACUUCGCCCACACGUCCGCUGCAGUGUCGUCGGUGCCGCACUCAUUUUACGCGUCGCAGCAAGUUGCACAUUCACCAGCAGCUGCACUGUGGCCAGGACUUCUCCGUCGACAGCAUGCAUGCCGAUAUUGUUGAGAUUUACGAGCAGUGUCUGCCCAUUUCUCGCAAUGUCUUUCAAUACGCCUGCUAUGGCAUCACCAAGCCCAAGACAGUGAUGCGCAAGGGCCAGUUUGUGCCCAUCGAGUGCGACUGGCGCAGCGAGAGUUCGGUGAAGGUGCAGCACGGACCGUGCGUGGUCAUCAGCAAUGCUCAGCAUAGCAGUCCUUGUAAAUAUUAUUGA